Molecule: messenger RNA, 1027 nt
Organism: Hevea brasiliensis (rubber tree)
Lineage: Eukaryota; Viridiplantae; Streptophyta; Magnoliopsida; Malpighiales; Euphorbiaceae
Product: cold-regulated 413 plasma membrane protein 1
Exons: 4
Coding region: 256-747 (163 amino acids)
Cellular component (GO): membrane
Source: RefSeq, a predicted model, not a curated record
GUACAAGGUGACAUGUGUACACGGAUCUCAAGUCUAACAGCUGGAGAGCAAAAACAAGGAGCGAAGUAGUGGAAAACGCCACCGUUCUUUAUCGAAAAAGCUCGCAUUAUCGAGUUCCACACGUAGAGAGAGUACAGUGGAGCGUCCAAGAGGAAAGAGCAAAGUUUGAGAUUAAAGUCAUAAAGAUGGAUGAAAAAUUAUAUUAAAUGGUGAAUCUUUUUGUGCGAAAAACCCAAGAUAGAGAAGGUGAUCGAAAUGGGAUUAAGAGUGGUGGCUGCGGACGAGGAGUUGAGAUCCAGCGGGGGUCGAACCGCCUUUCAAUGGGAAGGAACCAUCUCUGCCAUAUUUUUGUUGAUCCUUAAUCGAACAGGUCGGAGAUCAGCCUUGCAGACUACCCUUCUAGUGUUGUAUCUGUUUACAAGUUUUCCAACCGUCCUGUUCAAUGUUUUAAGAGGACAAUUUGGUUAUUGGAUAGCCUUUCUUGCUGUUGCAGCAAACUUAUUCUUCCCUGAAACCUUUCAAGUUUCUCGCUUCAUUCUAUUUGUCAUCACACCUGACUGGCUGGCUAAUGGACUACGGGAUACUAUUGCUAGUGGUAUCUUUUGUCUUUUAAUGGCUGUUUCACUUCUCUUGGCAGAGCUUCGAGAAAUUGGAGGAUUGAGGGGUUGUGGAUUUAAUUGUCAUUGCUUUUCCUACUGUCUCGGUAUAGCUUUCUUGUUCUUCUUUACAAUAUUGUAUCUAAGUUAGCAGAAAAAUGAUUAAUUUCCAGGGGUUGAUGUUGUGGACCCCUUUGAAGGGACCACAUAUAAGAGAAAGUCCAAAGCUAGAUCAACAGAAGAGGGAAAUUAGGCAAUGAUAGAGGCAGUUGCAGCUUUUAUUGGGAUUGCUUUUAUUUUCUGAUAUAGUUUUAUGUAUUCCUAAUUAGCAAAGACUCCUAUCAGCAUUAUAAUUUCUUUAAGCUGUAACAAGCUCUCUAUGUGUCAUUGAGCAUUUAUAUUAAUAAAACAAGCAGAGUAUUUAUCAUCAA